Manihot esculenta (cassava) is the source of this 1971-nucleotide messenger RNA. Its product is annotated as syntaxin-51-like. The record is from RefSeq and is a predicted model, not a curated record. Gene Ontology annotation, cellular component: Golgi membrane. Bases 845 to 1372 code for a protein of 175 amino acids. Gene Ontology annotation, biological process: mannose metabolic process; protein deglycosylation; N-glycan processing. The transcript is spliced from 6 exons. NCBI's taxonomy places the organism in Eukaryota, Viridiplantae, Streptophyta, Magnoliopsida, Malpighiales, Euphorbiaceae. Gene Ontology annotation, molecular function: alpha-mannosidase activity.
UUCUCUGAGCAUUGAGCUCCACCACUUCCAGCGGGUCCACUGUCCAUUGUCCACCGUCCAACCAACCUCCACUCUCCUCCCGACAUCGACCGAUUAACCAUCGCGGCCUCCACACAAUCGUCGGCGUCGGUCGUCGCUCUCCACGCAAUCGUCCCUAUUGCUUACAGUCCCUUUUGACAAAGCUUCCUGGGAAGCAGAAAAUGUGAAUUAGUUCUAGUUAUCUACAAUCGAAUCCUUCAUGAUUUUGGUGUUUUGUAUAUGCUAAUCAUCUUUUGUCGUACUGUAUGUCUAGUUAUCUACAUUCUUGCUUCUAUUUCGUUCCAGGCUGUUACCUCAUGGCAUGGUUUUUUUCUUUUAAUAGUUUUAAGUCUGUUGUGCUUCUCUAUCUCUGUGCUUUCUCAGGUUUCAACUUUGUUUCACUUCUUCUAGUUGAAUCUGUUCAUCCCCUCAUUUGCUGGUCUAUCCAUAUGUCUUUUGAUUCUUUGAACGUGGUCAAGUCUCCUGAAUUUAUCUUGAAAUGUUGAUGUACUGCUGUUUCUUGCUUCCUCCAUUAUUUGGUGAUUGCAUAUCAUAUUUUUUUUUCUUCAAAAUUGAUGAACAUGUUGGUUACUGUUGUGGGAAAUUUAUGUCCUGAGUGGUAUUGUUGUGUCCUAAGGGUUUUAGGUUAGAAAGGACGAACAUUUGAAAAGAGAAAAGAGAAGUGCUUACUGCACAAAUUUCACUCAUUACAGUUUGCAGCACAAAUUUGCUCCUUGGAUUGGCGCAUGAUAUGUUCUCUUCUCUAUAUGAGAUGUUUCCACUUUAACCUUCCAAUGCUCUGUACAAUAAAGGAUCAGAGAAAGAGAUGAAUCGUCAUAGGGACAUGGUUGCAAAUUUGAGAACAAAAGUAAACCAAAUGGCUUCCACAUUGAAUAUGUCAAACUUUGCCAACAGGGAUAGCUUGUUGGGUCCAGAAAUAAAGCCAGCUGAUGCCAUGCAUAGAACUGAAGGUCUGGACAACCACGGCAUUGUCGGUCUUCAGUGGCAAAUUAUGAAAGAGCAAGAUGAGGGCCUUGAAAAGUUGGAGGAGACAGUAACAAGUACAAAACAUAUUGCACUGGCAGUCAAUGAAGAACUUGAUCUUCACAUUAGACUUAUUGAUGACUUGGAUCAACAUGUGGAUGUUACUGAUUCUCGCUUACGGGCCAAUUCACAUUACUUUGCCAUAAUUGAACAGAUUGCAGAGGGGAAUAUGUGGUUGAACGACAACAUUGGUGUUGUUCCUAAAAAUUCUUGGGCAAUAGAUCCAUUUGGCUACUCAGCUACCAUGGCAUAUCUCUCCGCCGUAUGGGUUUCGAGAACAUGCUUAUUUAGAGGACUCAUUAUGAGGUAAAGAAGGAACAUGCUCUGAAAAAUAAUUUAGAGUACACAUGGCGCCAAAAUUGGGAUGCUGAGGAAACGACUGAUAUUUUUGUGCACAUGAUGCCCUUCUAUUCAUAUGAUAUCCCUCAUACUUGUGGGCCAGAGCCUGCUAUAUGUUGUCAGUUUGAUUUUGCUCGAGUACACGGCUUUUUUUAUGAGAUGUGCCCAUGGGGAGAGCAUCCAGUGGAGACCAGCCCAGAAAAUGUACAUGAAAGGGCUCAAGUAUUCCUAACACAGGCAGCAAAGAUGGGACAACAGUCUUCCUCAUUGAUGCCAUCAUCCUCCAGCUCAUAGAUCUCUUGGUGAUUCACAUAUGGAUUAGCAUGAUGUCAUUAUUCAUUGACUUAAAUAAUAUAUUUUAUAAUAUGAAUUUUAUACUAUUUGGAUCCAUUAUGUAUUUUGAGAUAUUUUAAGUUUCUUAGUGUUGAACUAUAGUAAUGUUUUGGACUUUUAGAUUUCAGAAUUAUGAAAUGAAGUUGAUGUGUAUAUAUUGUCUUUGAUGUUUUAUGUAUUGGAAUGUGUGUGUACAUAUUGAUAUUAUAUAGCAGGUUUAUGAAUUUAUUGGAAAAA